CGUAGUGCGUGCAUCUCUUCGCCAGAUCUAUCAAGUUAACCAUUUCCAAUUAGAUAGAAGUUCUAACGACAAUUAAGAAAGUUAGUACGAUAAUAUAACUUGCGCUUCUUCUUCUCGUGUCAUCAACAUUAACGAUCAAGUGUGGAAACCGUUUCAUCGAUCCAAAACGGAAACUGUCGAAAACCAAAACUUAAUCAUCAAAAACGUCUUUUUAUUGUGCAACUAAUCUGGAGAUUUUUGUCGCAAUGGAGUCAUCUACCUUGCUUCUGAUUAUUCUGACAGCGAGUAUUUGCUUAUAUUAUUUUGUUCUAAGAAAGCUAUCUUACUUCGAGCGACUGAAGAUCCCGCAUGUAAAACCAAUUCCAAUAUUAGGCAACAUGGCACUUUUUCUUUUUCAACGUACAUCCCACAUGGAGCUGCUACAAAGAUUCUACAAUCUCUUCUCGAACGCAAAAUACUUCGGCCUCUACCAUUUUAUAAUACCGACCUUCGUUAUCCGUGAUCCAGAACUGAUUUCUACGAUUACCAUCAAACAGUUUGACAACUUUUGUAAUCGCAAUACCUUUGUGAACGAAAAUCUUGAUCCGAUAGCCGGUAAAAAUCUGUCUGACCUGAAAGGGGAUUACUGGCGCGAGAUGCGAAAGCUUCUUAGUCCUAGUUUCACAUCCAGCAAGAUGAAGAUGAUGUUCGAACUUAUAAGUCAGUGCGCCGAGAACUUCGUCGAUUUUUUGCUGGUACAAAUUUUUUCUCUGAGUGCGUAUAAUAUGAAAGACAUACUGAGCAGAUACGCCACCGACACAGUGGCCACGUGUGCCUUCGGCAUCAGCGUGGAUUCUUUUAAGCAUCCGAACAACGAGUUCUUCUUGCUUGUCAAGAAAGCACUGGCUUUUGACAAGUGGAUGGUCUUCAAGUUCUUCAUGCAUAGAAACUUCUCGCUACUUGCAAAACUCCUCAAUCUCAAAAUGUUUGGCCCAAAGAUAAAGAAAUUUUUCAAAAAUAUCGUUUUCAACACAGUAAAGGUCAGGGAUGAGCAGGGAAUUGUUCGUCCGGACAUGAUUCAGUUGAUGAUGGAGACUAGAAACAAAGAUAGCGGACUUGAGUUCGACAUUGACGAAAUGACCGCUCAGGCAUUCGUUUUCUUUCUCGCUGGAUACGAAACUACAUCAACAGCCAUGUGUUUUAUGACGCACGUACUCGCUGUCAAUCCCGAUAUUCAGAGCAAGUUAAGAGAAGAAAUUGAUGAUGUUUUCAGACAGACCAACGGUAAACCUACCUAUGAGGCCAUCAAUCACAUGAAGUACUUAGACGCCGUGGUAAACGAAGCUCUCAGAUUAUAUCCGCCAGUAUCUUUCUUCGACAGAAAAUGUGUCAAGGAGACCGAAUUGCCAGCAGCGACUUCAGAUGGCGAACCGAUUACGAUAAAGCCUGGAGACAACAUAGGGAUCCCCAUUUUCUCUCUGCAUCGCGAUCCAAAGUAUUAUCCGCAGCCAGAAAAAUUCGAUCCAGAAAGAUUCCUUAAAGGUGAUGUGGAUAAUUUGGUCUUUAUCCCAUUUGGUAUCGGACCAAGAAUGUGCAUUGGUAAUAGAUUCGCAUUAAUGGAAGCAAAAGUUAUGCUGGUCUAUCUACUUCCACGUUGCGAUCUCGAACCCGACGUUAAAACCAGAAUUCCUAUGGUGUUGGCAAAAUCAGCUGUCAUGAUGCCGGACAAUGGCUUCUGGUUGAAAUUGCGAGCAAGAGAAUCGAAAACUCCAGUUACACAAUCGAGCGGACAGAGAGUUGAAGGACAGUGAUAAUGUAUAUGUACAAUUCAUCAAUCAUGGAAUUAUGUACAAAGUUGCUAUUUUAAAUUAUAGCGGGAGACCAAUCUUUUCCUCAAUUAUGCGUAUCUGAGAAUACAAAUUUCAGAAAUCCACAAAUAUCCAGAUAAUUGUGUCAUGUUUUUCUUUUAAAUAAUCCAUAUGUAAUACUUAUAGGUAUUGAUUUUAUGGUAGAUUUGCAAAUAUAUAAGCUUCAAAUACUUAAUUCGCAAAGUCAUUAUAAGCAUUACAUUUACUCAAAACAAUAUUCUGA
Molecule: messenger RNA, 2070 nt
Organism: Temnothorax curvispinosus
Lineage: Eukaryota; Metazoa; Arthropoda; Insecta; Hymenoptera; Formicidae
Product: cytochrome P450 9e2-like
Exons: 2
Coding region: 246-1790 (514 amino acids)
Molecular function (GO): oxidoreductase activity, acting on paired donors, with incorporation or reduction of molecular oxygen; monooxygenase activity; heme binding
Source: RefSeq, a predicted model, not a curated record